Rotaria sp. Silwood2 is the source of this 1209-nucleotide messenger RNA. The record is from the annotation of a GenBank genome assembly. NCBI's taxonomy places the organism in Eukaryota, Metazoa, Rotifera, Eurotatoria, Philodinida, Philodinidae.
AUGUUAUUUGUACUACUUUAUUUUAUUGCUUUCGCUCAAGGACAUACUGCCAUUUUUCAAUGUCCACCAUCAAAAACAUCAAUCGAAAAUUCUCUGUAUGAUACAAAUAUUCCUGGUCUUGUAGCAAUCGUAGUUAAUUCAACACAUAUUCUUUAUGAACAAGCAUUUGGUUACAAUGCACCUCCAAUAUUCGAGGAACGUCAACCUAUUGAUUCUUCAAAGACAAUAUUUGUCUUAGCUUCUAUAUCGAAAACAUUCAUUGGAGUAGCUGCUAUGCAACUUGUUGAAUUACAUGAACUUGAUCUUGAUAAAGACAUUAAUGAAUAUCUACCUUCGCAUAUGAAAGUUAUUCAUCCAUUUUAUCCAAAUAUUUCUAUUACAAUGCGACAUGUACUUUCUCAUACAUCAGGCAUUGGACCAAAUGUUAAUGAAGAACUAAAACUUUAUGUACCCAACGAUGAUUUCACUAAAAUAAAUCUUAGUAGUACUAUUUUAUCAUAUUUAAAUAAUAAAUCAAAUUGGUUAUCAACACCACCUGGAGCUGCAACUCUUCAUUCAAAUAUUGGUGCUGGUUUAGCUGCAAUAAUUGUUGAACAAAUAGCACAAAUUUCAUUUGAACAAUAUGUACAGGAAAAAAUUCUUCAACCAUUAGGUAUUAGUAAAAAUGAUGCUGGUUAUCGAUUGAGUGAUUUUGAAAAUAGGAAAAAAAACUUAAUAGAACAUUAUCUAUUUAAUGCAUCUUGGCUUAUGCAUGCACAAAAUUUGUUACCACAAUUAAAUAUUAGACGAGUUGAUAGCACAUCUGGCUGGCUUUAUAUUCCUCGUUUUGGUGUACGUGAUUAUCCAACUUCUCUUCUUCGCAUGUCAGCUCAUUCAUUGGCUAAGUAUCUUCAAUCGUUUCUCAACGAUUUCUGGCCUCUUCUAUUAAAUUCAUCAUCUGCUAAUGAACUAAUUCGAAUUAAUCUAGAUGAUAAUAAACAAUAUCCAUCUGGUUUAUCAUGGCACUGGGAAACUGUUCAUGGAAGACGCUUUGUUGGACAUCGGGGUUCAUUGCCUGGUGUUACUAAUAUAAUGAUGGUCAAUGAAAAAAGAACGUUAGGUGUUAUUAUCCUAUCAAAUGGUGAUAUUGCAAAAUUGGAUGAUUUAGCAAAAACAAUUUUGGAAACAAUAACAAAUCUUAUGAUAACAUUAUUCAAUUGUUUUGAAUAA